Messenger RNA from Cyprinodon variegatus (sheepshead minnow), 596 nucleotides. Its product is annotated as CMP-N-acetylneuraminate-beta-galactosamide-alpha-2,3-sialyltransferase 1-like. NCBI's taxonomy places the organism in Eukaryota, Metazoa, Chordata, Actinopteri, Cyprinodontiformes, Cyprinodontidae. The transcript is spliced from 3 exons. The annotation marks the transcript as partial. Gene Ontology annotation, molecular function: beta-galactoside (CMP) alpha-2,3-sialyltransferase activity. The record is from RefSeq and is a predicted model, not a curated record.
ACAUCCAGGAUGGGAUAUAAAAUCAAGCUGCUUCUUUUUCUGCUGGUUGUAACAGCUAUGGGGGUUCUACUCAGGUCAGAAUACACCAACUUGCCUCAACUGAUACAUCAAAGCAUAUGGUGCUGUUUUUCUAAAGAUAAUCUGGUGUUCAUUCGUCGAGUUGAGCCAUUUCUGUCUGCAAACAUCAACAUCUCCGAGGAUGCUUUUACUUGGUGGAAGAACAUACAGGAAGAGGAACAUGACUUCACAUACUACAAAGCGACAGUUAAGAAGCUCUUUAAGAUAUUUCCACCAGUUCCCACCUUUGGAAAAUCGAGCACAGGCAGAACCAAGACGUGUGCUGUGGUUGGAAAUUCUGUUAAUCUGAAAGGAUCAGGGUAUGGACCUCUGAUAGACUUAAAUGAUGCAAUCAUAAGAAUGAACUAUGCUCAGAUCCGUGGUUACGAGGCUGAUGUUGGGACUAAAACGACUCAUCAUGUCAUGUAUCCAGAGAGUGCUGUAAACUUAGAUGGCGCCACCCAUCUUCUGCUGCUCCCCUUUAAAAUACAAGACUUGGAGUGGCUCAUCCAGGCUUUUACAACAGGAUUCUAUGGAAA